This is a messenger RNA of Humulus lupulus (European hop), 1249 nucleotides long. Its product is annotated as probable glutathione S-transferase. Gene Ontology annotation, biological process: glutathione metabolic process. Gene Ontology annotation, cellular component: cytoplasm. The transcript has 3 exons. The record is from RefSeq and is a predicted model, not a curated record. Bases 172 to 846 code for a protein of 224 amino acids. Gene Ontology annotation, molecular function: glutathione transferase activity. Lineage: Eukaryota; Viridiplantae; Streptophyta; Magnoliopsida; Rosales; Cannabaceae.
UUUGUAGUAGAUUCUUAUAUAUAUAUAUAAAAUGUUGUUAUUUGACAUAUUAAUGUGUCCAACAUCAUAUGAGGUGACACUUUAUGGUUGGUUAGCAGUAUCCAUGAUUCUUAUUAAAGUCAAAUGUGUGAGAUCCGAUAUUAGAUUCCACCAAUAACGAUUUUAGACGAUAUGGAAGAAGUGAAGGUGAUUGGUUCGAGAACGAGCGUAUUAUGUACCAGAGUAGAGUGGGCGUUGAAGCUAAAGAGUGUGGAGUAUGAGUACUUGGUGAAAGAUUUGAGAAACAAAAGUCCAAUUCUUCUCAAGUAUAAUCCAAUUCUUAAGAAAGUUCCUGUUCUUUUACACUUGGACAAACCUAUACCUGAGUCCCUAGUCAUUCUUGAGUACAUUGAUGAAGUUUGGAAAGAAAAGCCUUUGCUUCCCCAACACCCUUAUGAAAGAGCCAAAGCUAGAUUUUGGGCCAAGUUUAGUGAUGAGAAGGUUUUGAUGGGAUCAUUUGAAGCUUGCAAAGCUCAAGGAGAAGGGAAAGAGAAAUUGAUAGAAACUGCCCAAGAAUAUUUGGGUUUUCUUGAGAAGGAAAUCGAAGGGAAGAAGUUUUUCGGAGGAGAAAGAAUCGGUUAUCUAGAUUUAGCAGUGGGAUGGAUUCCUUUAUGUCUUGAUGUGAUGGAAGAAAUUGAAGAGAUGAAGUUAAUCGAAGCAGGCAAGUUUCCAUAUCUUCAUCAAUGGUCUAAGACUUUAAUGGAUAAUCCAAUUAUGGCAGAAUCAGCUCCGUCAAGGAAAUCACUUGUCGAGUAUUUUAAUGCUGGUAUCACCUAUCUCCGCUCAUUGGAAGCUAGCAAAGGGUGAAAUAAAUUAAUUAAGUUUGACUUUGAAUUGGAUUAGUAGAAGAAAAAUUUGUCAAGUGAAUUGGAUUAGUAGAAGAAAACUUUGUCAAGUGAGUCAAAUUUGUUGCAUGUGUGACUAAAUUUUUUUAUGUGCGUGGAAAACAACAUGUUUGAACCUAGUUUUCAGUACUGUAAACUAUUCAAAAUUUUCUGAAAAUUUGCAGGAUGCUCUAAAUAGCUGCAAUAUACACGGUCAUAAAAAAAAAAAGUAGUACCGAAAACUGUUCACGGGUCGAGAAACACUAAAAGCCCUACCGGUAGGGCUUAAAGUAAAGCCCCUGUAAAAAAAUUCUCAUAUAUAUAUAUAUAUACACAGAAUGCAUCUGCGUGUGGAUGAGACAAGUCUCUCUCUCCCAUAUAUUUGU